Helianthus annuus (common sunflower) is the source of this 1261-nucleotide messenger RNA. RefSeq names its product guanylyl cyclase 1. Bases 170 to 973 code for a protein of 267 amino acids. The transcript is spliced from 10 exons. Lineage: Eukaryota; Viridiplantae; Streptophyta; Magnoliopsida; Asterales; Asteraceae. The record is from RefSeq and is a predicted model, not a curated record.
UUUCACAAUUAUUUAUCAUACAAACAACAAGAAUUCAGGAGGGUCCAAUCCGGAAGAAAUUGGAGGAACAAAAGUUGAAUCAAACCUUUUUCAGAUCCUAAAUCGGAAACAGUUUUUGUUGAAAACAAUCUAUCAUAGUACAAAUAAAGAUUAGUUGCAUAUCUUGGUGAUGUGGCCAAUACAUAUCCUUUUAAACAAGCUGCUAAAACUCGAAGGAGAUAAUGUUUGUGACGAGGACGGUUAUUUGAGAUCGGUUGAAUCGUACGAUUUCGAACGCUCGCUGAAAAGUGGGAAUGUUAACAAGGCGGUUUUGGGCCGGUCGCACUUUGUUGAAGUUCCGCAUAUAAAACAGUUACGGUCUUGGGAUUGUGGUCUUGCUUGUGUUCUUAUGGUUUUGAGAACACUUGGUCUUGACCAGUAUGAUCUUCAAGAUCUGGAAGAGAUUUGUCGUACGACUAGCAUAUGGACCGUAGAUCUUGCAUAUUUAUUGCAAAAGCUUUCUAUUAGAUUCUCAUUCUUCACCGUAACAUUAGGUGCUAAUCCAGAUUUUUCAAUGGAGAAGUUUUACAAGGAGCAAUUGGCUAACGAUAUAUGCAGAGUAGAUAUGCUAUUUCAAAGAUCAGUAGAAGAGGGAAUCAAAAUCGAGCAAAGGUCGAUUAAGGGAGAAGAAAUCGUCUUUUUUAUCUUGUCGGGGAAAUAUAUUGUGAUCGCUUUAGUCGACCAGUGCAUUUUGAGUCAACCUUGGAAGGAGGAUGUUCGUAUGCCACGUUUUUAUACUGGCACCGCAGCGUAUACUGGUCAUUAUGUUAUUAUAUGUGGCUAUGAUGCUCAUACUGACGAAUUUGAGAUCCGAGAUCCAGCCAGCUCUAGGAAAAGUGAUAGGAUCUCAUCAAAAUGCUUGGAAGAAGCUCGCAAAUCCUACGGCACCGAUGAAGAUAUUCUCCUGAUGUCACUGGUGAAUACCGAUGACUAAAUCGGGCAUUAUGAUUAAAAGUUUAUUUACGGAUCAUUAGCCUGGCAAUACCUGUCUACUACUUCACGGCGUACAGUUUCUUGUUUGAUAUUUAGUCGUUCGACUCCAUUUGCACAUUGUAAAAAUAAGUGCAAUGGUUAAUUCGUGAUGGUUUAUAGAAAGAUUUACUACAAUGUGUUGAUGUUAUGGUUGUAUCAUGUUGUAUUUCAAAAUUGUUGUACAUGAUCAAUUAGUGGUUAUGAAAUUUUAAGAAAUGCAAUAAAAUCCAUCAAAUGAUUAUAAUAAUAA